Messenger RNA from Salarias fasciatus (jewelled blenny), 2018 nucleotides. RefSeq names its product TAR (HIV) RNA binding protein 2 (gene tarbp2). Bases 156 to 1193 code for a protein of 345 amino acids. Gene Ontology annotation, molecular function: siRNA binding; pre-miRNA binding; double-stranded RNA binding. NCBI's taxonomy places the organism in Eukaryota, Metazoa, Chordata, Actinopteri, Blenniiformes, Blenniidae. The record is from RefSeq and is a predicted model, not a curated record. The transcript has 7 exons. Gene Ontology annotation, biological process: regulation of siRNA processing; regulation of viral transcription; regulation of miRNA processing. Gene Ontology annotation, cellular component: RISC-loading complex; nucleus; RISC complex.
UCCAGAGUCGGAGGAGGCGCGCAGUCCACUCUUCACAUGUCGCUGCCUGUCUGUCUGGGGAUAUAAUAAGCACCAUCUAAUGAAAGCAAGUGUCUGUUCUGGUGGGGGGGAUUUUCCAUCCGAAACCGACCGGCUCUGUCUGCGUGAAAUAGGGAAUGAACGACGAGACAGCAUCGGACAGCUGGAAGAGAAACUCCGGGUGCUCCAGUAUUGAGCAAAUGCUGGCUGUGAAUCCCGGAAAGACGCCCAUCAGUCUGCUGCAGGAGUAUGGAACGCGGAUAGGCAAGACCCCAGUGUAUGACCUGCUUAAGGCCGAAGGACAGGCCCACCAGCCCAACUUCACUUUCCGCGUCUCCGUGGGAGAGAUCAGCUGCACCGGCCAAGGGCCCAGCAAGAAGGCAGCCAAGCACAAAGCAGCUGAGGCUGCUCUGAAGAUGCUCAAGGGAGGCCUCGGAGGUCCCGCAGGAGUCGGUGUUGGAGUUGACGGGUUUAUUGCGGUGGAUGUGUCUGCGGAUGGAGAUGGUUCCCCUUCAGAGAUGAAGACCUUGGGCAGUUCUCAGCAAUCUGAAUGUAACCCUGUAGGGGCUCUGCAGGAACUGGUGGUGCAGAAAGGAUGGCGUCUGCCAGAGUACACGGUCACGCAAGAGUCUGGUCCAGCACAUAGGAAAGAGUUUACCAUGACCUGCAGAGUCGAAAGAUUUGUAGAAAUUGGAAGUGGUACAUCUAAGAAACUUGCCAAGAGAAAUGCAGCAGCUAAGAUGUUAUCCCGUAUACACGACGUGCCAGUAGAUCUGAGGACCAACAAUGAUGCAGACACAGAAGACGACACGUUUAAUAUGCACUUGGGGAACAGAGCUGAGUCAGGCAAAAGUAAAGGUUUCAGCUGCACAUGGGACUCUCUGCGUAACUCCGCUGGAGAGAAGAUCCUCCAGCUCCGCAGCCACCCCCUGGGUAUGCCCUCCGACUCCAACUUCUGCUCCCUGCUCAGUGACCUCUCAGCGGAGCAGCGCUUCGACGUCAGCUACCUGGAUUUAGAAGAGCGCAGCCUCAGCGGCCUGUGUCAGUGUCUCGUGGAGCUGUCCACACAGCCGAUCACAGUGUGCCACGGUUUCGCCCCCAACAUAGACGCCGCCCGAGCCAACGCGGCCCACAAUGCACUGCAGUACCUCAAAAUCAUGGCGGGAGGGAAGUGAUGGACCCCGGUCCAGUUCCUCCCCAGUGAAGUCAAACUCUGCACAGUGCCAUCAAGUUUCCACUCGGGAUCUCAGCAGAGGCACUUCUGUGGUCAGUUUGAAAAACACCGGUUACCUCAAAUUUGGAAAGGAGGCUUUUUCUGCCCCCAGAGUACCCCAUGCAGUUUUCCGCAGCCCCAUGCGUCACGCCACAGAUGAACUUUUAGUUGCCCAAAAAAAAACUCCCGAAAACUGCAUUUGUCGUAAAUUGUUUAGAAGUGCCCUUUUACUAUUUCUAGUGUUUGGUCUUUAUGUCAUUCACUGUACGUUUUUUUAAAUUUGAAGUUUAAACUGUAUUUAUCUGAAGACGUCGUUGGUGCUCUCACGUUGAAUUUGAUCUGAUUCGCUGAGGAAAAAUUCUCAUGGAGCCAAAAAGUGCAAAAAGUCCAAAGGGCUCGUGAAAUUUGGGAAUCACUAUUUAACAGUGCUUCAUUGAAUCCCCUCGCUCACGGAUGGAUAGUAAAGAAACGAGAGAGAAUCCAGACAUGUUGAGAAACAUAAAGAGACUGCUGAAUUAAAAAUAAAAACAAAUCUUUGUAUUUUAAUGACCCUUUUUAUGGAUGACUUGCAUGAGUUGUUAUUAAAAUUUUACUUUUAUUUGAAUUCGAACACAAGAAACUUUUAUUGUCCACGUGUGUAAUGUGUCCCUCAUGUUUUGUUUAGGAUUGUGAACUUUUUUAGGAGCAAAAUCUUUCGAAUGAAUUGUCAUUGUGAAAUUCCAGUGUCAAAUUUCUUUUAGAUUGAAAUUGCUGCAAUAAAAGUUUUGCAAUUAAAUUUCUGGUUUUU